AUGAAUAUUAUAUUUACCGUAUGUACUUUUUUUAUUUAUCUAAUAUUUGUGAUAGGAUAUGUAACACAAAUAAAUGGAAGAUCGAAGUGUUUUUCAGAAAUAUAUGAAAAGGCAUGCAAUGAAGAAGAAUCAAAUGUAUAUUGUAUAAAAGAUCAUAAGAAGAAAAGUUCUGUAUAUACUUUUAAACACAUUUUGAAAUUAUUAUUAGAAAAAAAGAAAUCAGACAAUGAUAAAAUAGGUUUCGUAGAAAAUAGUUGUGGUGAAAUAAACAAUUUUAUGACAUAUGGAACCUUUUAUGAAAAGGUUUGUUCAUUUAGUCAUUCUUUAGAUACUUAUGGAGGGAAAGGUAUUGAAGCCAGGAAAUAUGAUGAAGAUAAAAAUAAUGGUAUGUUUAAAUUAUUGGGUUUAUAUGGGAGUAAUUCUAUAAAUUGGCUAGUUACCGAUAUGGGAUGUAUGAUGAGUGGUGUCACUACAAUAGUAAUGCAUUCUAAAUUUAGCAUAGAUUUAAUUGUAGAUAUUUUAAAAAGAACACAGCUAGAAUGGUUAUGUAUAGAUUUAGAUUUGGUUGAAGGUUUAUUGUGUCAUAUAAAGGAAUUACCACAUUUGAAAAAACUAAUAAUAUUAGAUACUUUAGUUAAAUAUAAGAAAAAAGGUAUUAACGAGGAAGAAAGUGAUGAUGAAAAGAAAUAUGAAGGAUUAAGGAAAGACAGCAACAAUAAAAAAAACAACAAAAAUAACAAAGACAACAAAAAUAACAAAGGCAACAAAAAUAACAAAGACAACGAAAAAAACCACCACCACCACAACAACAACAACAGUAUUAAUAAUAAGAAGAAUAAGACCGAGAGAGAGGGGGAGGGGGGGAAAAAUGCACUACAUGAAUUUUCCAAUUUAGAAAAAGAUGUUAGCUCAGGGUCAUUUGAAUAUGAUAAGGAAAAAUUAGAAAAGCUUAAUGUUUUAAAAGAGAAAGCCAAGGAAUUUGGAAUAAGUAUUAUAGAAUUUGAUAAUAUGACAAAGGGUAUUAAAAAGACAAAUAUGAAGAUUCAGAAUGAAGAUCCUGAUUUCAUUACAUCUAUUGUAUAUACUUCUGGAACAUCUGGACAACCAAAAGGUGUUAUGUUAAGCAAUAAAAAUUUUCAUAGCACAGUAGCACCAUUAUGUGAUCAUAAUGUAAUAAAAAACAUGAAACCGAAAACCCAUUUUUCUUAUUUACCUGUAUCACAUGUAUUUGAGAGAGUUUUGGUUUAUAUGGCUGUUAUUCUUGGUAUAAAAAUAAAUAUAUCGAGUAAGGAUAUUAGUUGUUUUUCUAAAGAUUUAUAUAAUUCAGAUGUUGAGGUACUUGCAGGUGUACCUAAAGUGUUUACUAGAAUAUAUACAAAUAUUAUGACAGAAAUAAAUAAUUUGCCAGUUUUAAAAAAAUCGUUAGUAAAAAAUAUUUUAUCUUUACGUAAACAUUUUAAUAAUGGAUCUUUUGGUAAAUUUAUUGAGAAAUGUACUAAUAUAUCUUCUCGAAUAAAAGGUAAUGUGAAUCCAAAAAUGCAAAUGUUAUUAAAUGGUGGUGGUAAAUUAUCUUCAAAAAUUGCUGACGAAUUAUGUGUUUUGUUAAAUGUUGAUUAUAUUCAAGGAUAUGGAUUAACUGAAUCGACUGGUGCUUUGUUUGUACAAGAUGGAUUAGGAUGUAAUACUGAAAAUGUAGGUGGACCUAUUUCUUCUAGUACCAGAUAUAAAUUAAUUUCUUGGGAAAAAUAUAAGGCGAAUGAUUUAUGUCCUAAAGGAGAAUUAUUUGUUAAGAGUGAUUCUAUGUUUAGUGGUUACUUUUUAGAAAGAGAAUAUACAAAGAAUGCAUUUACUGAUGAUGGUUAUUUUAAAACAGGUGAUGUUUUUCAAAUAAAUGAAGAUGGUUCUUUAACAUUUUUAGAUAGAUCAAAGGGUUUGGUUAAAUUAUCUCAAGGAGAAUACAUAGAGACCGAUAUGUUAAAUAAUCUUUAUUCUGUGAUUCUUUUUGUAAAUUUUUGUGUUGCAUAUGGUGAUGAUUCUAUGGAUGGUCCUCUGGCCAUUAUAUCUGUUGAUAAAAGUUUAUUGUUCAAAUGUUUAAAAGAAGAUAAUAUGUUAGAAGGUACUGGAGUUAAUGAAAAGAAUUAUUCAGAAAAAUUAAUUGACGAAAUAUUAAAUCAAUCUAUUUAUGUUGAUUAUGUAAAGGGGAAGAUGAUGGAAGUAUAUAAGAAAACCAAUUUAAACAGAUAUAAUAUUAUUAAUGACAUAUAUUUGACUUCCAAAACGUGGGACAUGAAUAAUUACCUUACUCCGACAUUAAAAAUAAGAAGAUUCAAUGUAUUUAAAGAUUUUUCUUUUUAUAUAGAUCAAGUUAAAAAGAAAUAUGAAGACAAAUUAAAAGGCAGUAGUACAGAUAGUAAGAGUAGUGUAAAGAGUGGUGGCAAGAAGGAAGAAAAGGAAAAUAAAAAGAACGAUAUAGGGGAAAAUAAAGUAAAAAGUGAGGUAAAAAAUGAGGUAAAAAAUGAGGUAAAAAGUGAGGUAAAAAAUGAGGUAAAAAGUGAGGUAAAAAAUGAGGUAAAAAAUGAGGUAAAAAGUGAGGUAAAAAGUGAGGUAAAAAAUGAGGUAAAAAAUGAGGUAAAAAGUGAGGUAAAAAGUGAGGUAAAAAGUGAGGUAAAAAGUGAGGUAAAAAGUGAGGUAAAAAAUGAGGUAAAAAGUGAGGUAAAAAGUGAAGAAAAAAAUGAAAAGAAAGCAAAAGAACGAUUAACAAAAUCAAAAAUAUCAAAACCUGAACAAAGAAAUGUUUUAAAAUGUGAACAAAAUAAUGCUGUAUGUAAUUUUCCGACAAAUAAGAAAAUAGUUAAAGAAACAAACUUAAAACAAUUAAGAGUUCCAAAUGUACCCGAAUUACAAGUCAAUGCAUAA
This is a messenger RNA of Plasmodium falciparum 3D7, 2916 nucleotides long. RefSeq names its product acyl-CoA synthetase (gene ACS6). Gene Ontology annotation, biological process: long-chain fatty acid metabolic process; monocarboxylic acid metabolic process. Gene Ontology annotation, molecular function: long-chain fatty acid-CoA ligase activity; CoA-ligase activity. The record is from RefSeq and is a predicted model, not a curated record. NCBI's taxonomy places the organism in Eukaryota, Apicomplexa, Aconoidasida, Haemosporida, Plasmodiidae.